AUGGUAACCAUCUAUUCCCCAGUUGCUGAAGAAGAAAAUACUUCCAAUGAUAGUCAUUUGUAUAGUACCGUUGAUUCUAACUAUGGUAUUUCAAGGGUUCUAGGACUUGAAAGUUCCUUACGCAAUUCAGACAGGUUCACUUCCAGAAAUGAGAAGCGAAUUGACAGAAAUUUAAAUACGGAAGAGUUUGGAUUCAAUUAUUUUGAGCAUGCAUUCCGUGAAAAUGUCAAUCAGCCUCAUUUCAGUACAACCCGUGGAAGUGUAUAUCAAGUUUCUCCUGAAUAUGAGAAUAUUCAUAAAGAGCGAGGAGUCCAAGAUGUAAAAGUUUCUUCAAUUCCAAAUUGGUAUGAUUUCGAUCUUGCAGAGAAUGGUAACGCAUUCGAGCAUUCCAAUUACUCCACAUCUGACCGUAAUUCUUUUUUCAUAAAUGAGAAAGGAGGUCGAAAGAAACAUGCCAGGUCAGUGGACGGGUUUGAGCGUGACAAUGCUAUUGUUUCUCACGUUUUUGAAUCCCGGGCAUCGAUGCCUCAAGUAAUAACCCCCAUUACUCCAAACCAUCCAAAGAGUUUUAAAGAAUAUCAGUCACUUAUGGCUAUGAACAUGCAUAUGAAUAAUGGUAUGAAUCAUUUCAUAAGUGAAAAUAUGAACUUCAAUAAUAGCAGCAUGGAACACUUAGAAAUACAGCAGCCAAGAGUUAAAAGUUAUCGCUCAUAUCAAAACACUGCAAAUUUGGCAUAUGCAAAUGCUCGAUCCAAAUUUAAUAGCGUUCCCAAUUUAAGCUUAUCGUCUUUCGAACAAACACCAGCUUCUUUGCAUCAGGAACAUCAUUAUGUACUUCAAAAUCAUCAGCAUCACAACAAUUUCAUUCCUGAUUUUGAAGUAGAUCAUUUCCAUGAUCAUAAACAUGAGGAGGUGCAUGAAUCUGCGCAUGACCAUAUGCACAAGGUUGAACAUUUCCGAAGCUGUUCGAAUGACCAUGAACCCUCGAGUAGUGACUUAGAUAGUACAUCACUGUCCUAUGAGGAGCUUCGGAACUCUAUCAUAGAAAAAUUCACAUUUAAUACUGCUGAGGAACACACUAAUAAUGAUGUAAUCUUGAACGUCCACGGUUGUGGGUCUCACUAUGCUGAAGCCAGUACUAUGAACCCGGAUGGGACCAAAAAGUCAGUGUUGCAACAAAUUUUGGACGAUAAGCCUUUGAUGGAAGCCAUUAGCAAAAAACAAAAAAGAGGUGCUUACAAGUGUGCACAUUGUCCGGAAAUGUUCAACACAAUCUUUGAGUUUGCUAAGCAUAUUGAUGAGUACCAAGUAGAGCGGAAAUAUAAAUGUCCCUUCCCAUUGUGUCCAUGGAAAAUCCUUGGACUACCUAAACUCCAAGAAUUGAAAAGACAUUGUUUGAACCAGCACAUCGAUGAGCUCACUCCAGAACAGCAAUAUUUAAUUCACGGAAAAAGUGGCGCCGUUUCUGAGGUAUACCACUGUGAAUCCCCUUACUGUGAUAAAGCUUUCCAUAGGAAAGAUUCAUACAGAAGACAUGUUAAGAUGGUCCACAAAAACCCAAAAAGCAGAUUUAACAUUCGUUUGGUUAAAGCCAUGAAAUCUUGUCCCGAGUAUUUGAAUAAAGACCUCGUUGCCAAAGAACGUUUCCUAGUUGAGAAGAUGAAUAGUCGUCGUAGGUGA
Molecule: messenger RNA, 1680 nt
Organism: Kluyveromyces lactis
Lineage: Eukaryota; Fungi; Ascomycota; Saccharomycetes; Saccharomycetales; Saccharomycetaceae
Gene: RME1
Product: Rme1p
Exons: 1
Coding region: 1-1680 (559 amino acids)
Source: RefSeq, a predicted model, not a curated record